CCGUCAUCACUCGCCCUUCAACAUUGUGAUAAGCAAGCUACUACAAGGCAAGAUUCCCGUUGCAUUAUUCGAUCAGGCGAACAAUCAAGAUGAUUUAUUCACUGUUGCUCCUCGCAAGCCUUGCGCUCUCUGCACUGGUACAAGGGUACACACCUGCUCCUGUCACCACAAACAAUCCGUUCCCGGACGUCUAUACUGCAACAUUGUUCGAUAGCCCUUCAAGCUCAAUCCGAGGCAGUAUCACUGUAAUUGCUGGUCCAGGUGGUGUUGGCUUGUCUUUCUCUGUCCAUUUCACUGGACUACCUCCCGAUCUUGGACCUUUCCCUUAUCACAUUCACGUCUUGCCCGUACCAGCAGGCGGUAAUUGUACUGCCGCUGGGGGCCACUUGGACCCCUAUAAUCGUGGGGACGAACCUCCUUGCGACCCAAGUGACCCCGCUACUUGCGAAGUUGGUGAUCUUAGUGGGAAACAUGGAAAUGCUACUGGAUCUGUUUUCUCUACCGGGUACAUAGACAAAUAUUUGUCUACUGUCCCUAGUGACCCUGCUUUCAUUGGCAGGAGAUCCAUUGUUGUGCAUUCUUCUAACGGGGCGCGCCUGAACUGUGGAAAUUUUCAGCUUAUAUCAGGCGCACAGGAGGCUGUUACUCGUGGGACCCUGGGUGUCAUAAAUGAAACAUUUAGUGCACCUGAGACUUUUACAACAAAGACAACGACGAGUCGCUCCACUGCCAUAAAGGCUACGACCUCUCACCCAACCUCCACGAAGACCACUACUACAUUCCCCACUCGAACCUCGACUCAUACCACCGGCUCUUAGUACUAAGCAUUGCCGUGUGCCAGUGCUUAAAAUCCUAUGAAAGCUAUUGAAGCUUUAGGUUCAGUUAAGACUACCUAGGUAGACGAGGGUUUCUGAGGCUGAGGCUGAGCGAAAUAUUUUAUACUGGAUUCAAACUCAUUCGCCUGAUUGAUACUAUAGGGUACUACAACCAAUGCUAAUCCCAUGAAUCGAGAUCAAUUAUGAUAACCUC
Talaromyces stipitatus ATCC 10500 is the source of this 1029-nucleotide messenger RNA. Its product is annotated as cytosolic Cu/Zn superoxide dismutase, putative. NCBI's taxonomy places the organism in Eukaryota, Fungi, Ascomycota, Eurotiomycetes, Eurotiales, Trichocomaceae. Gene Ontology annotation, biological process: removal of superoxide radicals. The record is from RefSeq and is a predicted model, not a curated record. Gene Ontology annotation, molecular function: superoxide dismutase activity; copper ion binding. The transcript is spliced from 2 exons. Gene Ontology annotation, cellular component: extracellular region. Bases 90 to 818 code for a protein of 242 amino acids.